Penaeus chinensis is the source of this 3387-nucleotide messenger RNA. Its product is annotated as sorting nexin-13-like. The record is from RefSeq and is a predicted model, not a curated record. Gene Ontology annotation, cellular component: early endosome. Gene Ontology annotation, molecular function: phosphatidylinositol binding. Bases 133 to 3165 code for a protein of 1010 amino acids. The transcript is spliced from 21 exons. Lineage: Eukaryota; Metazoa; Arthropoda; Malacostraca; Decapoda; Penaeidae.
AUCAAGUGGGAAAAUGGGCACUUGGAGGCAUCUCCGCUCUCAUUAGAGUGUCUUUUCGAGUUAGGAGAAAAGGUGGGUGAUGAUGGGGCGUCCCAGCACGCCCACGCGCCGCCCAGCGGCCUGACAUCAGCCAUGGGAUUGGCAGGAUGGUUGGUGCUGGCAGCAGCACUUCUUCUGGGCUCAUUCGGCAUCAAAGCAUGCCUAGCUUUAAUGCUUUCAGCUAUCAUAUUUUGUGGGGGAUGGCUGGUAGCAGUGCGAUGGUGCUGCUUAAUAGAGAGUGAGCAGAUGUGGCUUAACAUCCAUAGAUCACACCUCCCCUUACCCCCUUAUCAACAUGAAAAGGUGAGCAGCAGCAUCCAGCAGAGUAGCACCAUUGAAAGACAAGAUCGUCGUGUAACUGGCUCAAAUCUCAUUGAUGAACAGUUGCAUGGAGUGGUGACAUUAGUUGUACGAGACUUUGUUUUUACAUGGUACAAUCAACUCACUCAUCACCAGGCUUUUAUUACUCACCUCCACCGAACGGUCCAACAUGCUAUGGUGGUCUUCUCUAACAGAUGCAAGAACAUGGAUUGGGUUGGUUAUUUAACAACGCGUCUGGUAGAUGAUAUUGCUUGUCAUCUUCGACUGUUUCGAGAAGCUAGGUCAGCAAGUCGAGGGAAAGCAACCAGUGAAGAGUUAAUAGAUCAUUUCUUUGAUCAGGAGGCUGAGAAAGAGAAGGAUAUUUGCCGUGAUGAAGUGUGCUUGAAGCCAGACACAGAGAAAGACUAUCUAAGCGAUCUAGCGGAAAUUAUUUUGUAUUACAUCUUACCACCUGAGGAUUUCUCAAAUGCUCCGUUGUUGGCAGCGGUGGUGGAAAUAUUGGUUUCCUCUGUCAUACUCCCUGUUGUGACUCUUGUCUCUGACCCAGACUACAUUAAUCAGCUCAUCAUAUGGGCUUGCACUGAUAUUCCAAUUACAAGUGAGUUGUUUGUGAAUGUCAUAAAAUCAACAAAUAACAUUGAAGAAUUAGAUGCAGUGAGAAUGCUUGUCACAAAAGAAAUGGCAAAUUUGAGAUCAAGAGACUCGGGUGGGCGUGAUGAAGGUAACGAAGUCAAGCAGCAACUAAGCAGUCUGGAUUUCAUUCGCCGUGUCAUAGAUAACCGCAUUAACAGAAUAGAUAAAGGCACAGAAACUGAUUCUAUGGGUUUACCAGUGAGCCUAGACUACAGGCAACUGGCUCGAGGAAAACUAUUCCAGCUACCCCUGGAAGCCAUCCUGAAAAAUAGUCUCACAUUGGAUCACUUUCUAAACUACAUGGCUUCAGUUAACUCUCAGCAUUACAUUAAUCUUUAUCUCAAUGUAGAGUGUUGGCGAGCAGCAGUUGGUGAGAGGCUUUGCUCACUGGAGUUGGAGAGGCUACAACAUCUGGAAGAAUCUGAAGCACAGGGUUCAGGAAUGACAAUGCCAGAUCUCUGUCAUGAUCAUUUUUCUGCUCAUGACUUGUCAUCUCACAAAGAAGAGGCUGAAAUUAUUUAUGAACAAUAUUUGUCUGAAAAGGCUAGUCCAAGAGUACAAAUGGAUGAUAGCAUUGUCAAGAGAUUGAUCCUGAGAAUGCGUUCUGAAAAGGUAUCAGAAUCUUGGUUUGAUGAGGUUCAAGCAACUCUGUUCACGAUCCUACAGGAUACAGAAUUAUUUCUACCAGCAUUUAGGAGAUCAGUGUGGUACAUUCGCCUAUUAGCAGAAUUAGACUUACUAAAGGAUGUGUCAAGGUCAGAUGAAGAAGACUCGCAGUCUUUAGAUGACAUUAGUUACACCUCAUUGGAUCAGGUUGAUGAAGUUGAUGGGCCAAAUCAAGGAGUAAUAAUAGCUACUGUGUCAGGAGAUGCCUCUUCAGCCUCAUCUAGUCAUUCUACACAUUCCAAUGAUAAUCAUCUGAAGAGUGUAUCAAGAGGAUCAUCCCGGGCCCAGUCACCUCAACCAGGGGGAUCACUUCACCCUUCUCCCUGCCAUACACGUUCUCCAAGCCUUACAGCCAAAACAUAUAAUCUUAAUGCUAAAAUUAUUGAUACUGAGAUUGUCCGAGAAGGUAGCAAGUCACAUGCCAUUUACAUUGUAUGUGUAAUGAGAAAAGAUGCAUCUGGACAAGAAGAACUUUGGCAUGUUUUUAGACGAUAUUCCGAGUUUCAUGACUUCCACUUGUCAAUUACUUCCAAAUUCAUCGACUUAUCAUCGGUUUCUUUCCCAAGCAAAAGAAUGCUGAAUAACUUGGCUGCUUGGUUCUUAGAGAAGAGAAAGUCAGAAUUAGAUGAGUGGCUUCAGACCAUCCUGGCUCCACCCACUCUUCAGUCCCAUCCUGGUCUGCAGGAGAUCAUUCAGCGCUUUCUGGACCAGACUACAUACUCAACCUCUCCCCUUCCAAACAUUGCAAAAAGGGUAGAGGACAAUUUCAAGUUAGGUGUACGUAGUGUGAGUGAGGCAGUGAGGUCCAUGCCUGACACAAUAUUCAAUACUGUGGAUGGCAUGGUGGAUGGCAUCUAUCGGCGCAUUGUAGGGCCACCUCAUCGUAGACUAAACACUAGUGCUGAUUAUACUCAUAGAGGGUCACUUGAUCUAGAGGGAGAUGAAAAUAUACCUCUGCGCAUCUUGUUAUUGCUAAUGGAUGAAGUAUUUGAUCUUAGAAGUAAGGACCAGUGGUUCAGACGUCGGAUUAUGCUGUUUUUAAGACAGAUUUUAAAAGCCAUGUUUGGAGAUAUUGUCAACAGAAGGAUUGUUGACUAUGUUGCUUAUAUCACAUCUCCUGACCAAGUUGCUGAUUACGUAAAGACUUUCAAGGAGUCAUUUUGGCCAAAUGGUGACCUUGCACCACAGGCCCCAGAGAGAGACACUGCAAUGAAAAUGAGGACCAGAGUUGCUGCCAGAACGUCAAUGCUAGCCAGUAUAUCAGAUGAACUGAAGGCAAUUUUAGGAAGUCAGACAACUACACGUGGUGUCCUUGGUGUAUAUGAUACUGUCCAGUGGACUGCACUCAACAAAAGGCUUGUUUAUGUGCUCCUGGAAGGAAUUAUUGAAUCAAUUUUAUCCAGUCAGAAGCAGAUACCUCCUUUGCUAAGGUCAUUACACACAGGUUCUGCACGUAUUGCUGCCAGAAAUGCCCCCCAUGCAAGAAAAGUGAGAACUGACCGGUGAUAAGGGUUUUCUCAUAACAGUAUAAUAUAAACAGUGGAAACUAUUUAGUUAUAAUGAUGAAAAUAUUAUGAGGAACAUUGAAGGAAAUUACUCAAAAAUGUAUAAGCACUGAAAUAUGAUUAAUGGUUUGUUUUCCCAAUGCUUUGUUUGAUACCAGAUUUCUUCUCGCAUUUAUUAUUUCAUAUAUAUUGUGAUAAUAAUGAUUGUAAGUACUUUUUUGUU